AUGUCUUUUGAAAUCCAGGAAUUACAUGAAAAAGCCUAUCCACAACAUUUUUGGGAAGCCAAAGAAAGAUCAGCUCAUGAUCAUGAUUGGAAAAACCACAAAUGGAAUACUCAUGGUAGUGAUCAUAGCAUAGUUGCUAAUCAUCAUGAUUACAAUGACGGUCACUAUCAUUCCAAUGACAAACCUGCCAACUAUCAGUUUGAUUAUGGUGUCAGGGAUUUGGAGACGGGUGAUAUUAAAAAUCAAUGGGAAACCAGAGAUGGUGAUCAUGUUAAGGGCAGCUACUCUUUAAAAGAAGCCGAUGGCACUAUUCGUAUUGUUGAAUAUACGGCCGAUGAUCAUAAUGGUUUUAAUGCUAAGGUCAAGAAAAUUGGUUAUGCCCAACAUCCCGAAGUAUAUGCUAAGAAUGUUCAUCAACAUGGUGGUUGGGAAGGUGAUUAUGGUUAUCAGGGUCAUGAUCUUGUCUACGAUCAUGAUAAAAAUUAUGCUAAUGAUCAUGUUCAUGAACAUAGUUUUGAUCUUAAUAAUUAUCAUGGUAAUAGUUAUGAUCAUGCUAGCAGUGGUUAUGAUCAUGCUAAUGAUCAUAACAGUUAUGCCAAGUUUAAACCAUACUAA
Molecule: messenger RNA, 615 nt
Organism: Calliphora vicina (urban bluebottle blowfly)
Lineage: Eukaryota; Metazoa; Arthropoda; Insecta; Diptera; Calliphoridae
Exons: 3
Coding region: 1-615 (204 amino acids)
Cellular component (GO): extracellular matrix
Source: RefSeq, a predicted model, not a curated record